Symbiodinium natans is the source of this 924-nucleotide messenger RNA. The record is from the annotation of a GenBank genome assembly. Lineage: Eukaryota; Dinophyceae; Suessiales; Symbiodiniaceae.
AUGGACGCGUGGCACCUCGAGCUCGAUGAAAAGGCGGCAGAAGGGGAGGCGUCCGACCUGCCUGUCCAUCGAAAAGCCAGAAAGGUUGCCGUGCGCAUGCCUGUGCUGGACUGGUCAGUUGCUACGCGGCUCCUCGAUGAGCUGUCUUUCUGCAUGAAGGCGAUUGGUUUGGAAUGCCAGCCGCAGCUGCGAGUCCCCGGCCAGCCAGAGGAGCUUCCGGAGCUCGCGGUAGAUCUUUGGGUCGAUACCGCCUUGGAUGGGCACCGCCUCUGCGUCCAGCGAAACCAUGCAGAUCUGGCCGCCCGUUCCCAGCAGGCCCUUUUCGCGGGCGUGGAGCACCUCCGGCAGCUGCUCGCGUUACAUACGACAUGCUUCACAGGAAGCCGACUGGAAGCCGUGGAAGCCCGGUUGCCCCGGUUGCCCCGGUUGCCAGGGCUUUGUGUCCAUGGCCGCUGCCAAAGCUCCGGCGCCUUCCUGGAGCUCUGGCGCCUCGACGCGGGCGAGCGGCGCACGGCGCUCCGGCAGCUGCGGCGCUGGGGUGUGAGGCAGGUCUGGGCACCCGUUCCCUGUGUUGACGGGGCGAGCCUAGCCAGCCUUUGGCAAACGCGGAGGAUGUGUGGUGAGCUCGAAGUAGAGAUCCUGCCGAUUCUGAGCGACGCUGCGGACAUCAAGAUUCUGGCCCAGUUCCAGGGCUGUAGCCAGAUUGGUUGCCGGUGCAGGGACUCUGCGGAGCUGGGAGAGUUGUGGCGCAGGAUGAAGAGCGCCGGACUGGGCGACUCGCGGCUUACAGCAGUGCUCAGCAUAGAAGGCUUCGGCUCGCCGCAGGCUGUGCAGGAGCUGCUGCACGGAAUCACCGUCCUUGGCAUCCCGCCCACCAGGUUUGCAGCUCUGAUAGAGACAAGCAUCGAGGAGAAGGUCUUUUAA